Linum trigynum is the source of this 1290-nucleotide messenger RNA. The record is from the annotation of a GenBank genome assembly. Lineage: Eukaryota; Viridiplantae; Streptophyta; Magnoliopsida; Malpighiales; Linaceae.
UUUGCCAUAUGUUCUAGAAAGACUUCAAAUUGAAAAGGGACAGAGGAAGACACUAACUUUUGGAGUUUGACCUCUGAUGGACGGUUCUCGACCAAGAGCGCCUUUCAAAUGCCGCAACCUCCAGGUUCCAGCAGUGAGCAACGAUGGUGGAAGGCGAUUUCGCAACUUCAGGUUCCGGAGAGGAUUCGGUGCUUCAUCUGGCUACUAGCGCAGGGGAGAAUUAGUUUGAAUGAACAGAAGAGGAAACGACAUUUAACGCAGGAUGAAUCCUGCUACCGAUGUCCCUCCCAAGCGAAAUCUCGUCUGCACAUCUUCAGGGACUGCCCUCCGACAGCUUAUCUGUGGAAUCGCUUGACCCGGACAGACUCACAGUACGAGUUUUUUAGCUGCCAAUGGGAUGUUUGGCUGAAGAGGAACAUUAUGAAUGAAGAAGCUUCAGUGGCGGACCUCCCCUGGCAGGUAUUCUUUAGUGUGGCGUUGUGGUGCAUUUGGAAGAACAAGAAUGAGGGCACUUUUAAUGGUAUUAGCAAAUCCUUGUCGGCCCCUUCUUUGUUGCAAACUAUACGAAUUAAAGCUGAGAUGUGGUUUCGGGCCUGGAAUGCUCCAAGGCUGACAGUUGGGCGGACCAACCCUCUCCCCAUGCGAAUUAAUGCUGAAAUUGGGUGGAAGGCACCACCGUCCGGCUGGCGGAAAUUGAACGUUGAUGGGGCUGCUAACCAGAAUCUGGGAAUCGCUGGGGCGGGAGGAGUGUUGGGAGAUGACAGCAGCACUUGGAUAGGAGGUUUCGUCUCCAGCCUGGGCUCGUGUACAGCAACCAUGGCAGAGCUCUGGGCUAUCUACCAUGGGCUCUGAAUGGCGUGGAACAACGGAUGUAGAGCCCUCAUUGUAGAGACUGAUUCACAAUUGGCCAUUCAACUGGUGAACCACAGGACUGACCCUCUUCACCCUUGUGCUGCUCUCCUUACAGCUAUUAGGCGGAAGAUUGCUCAAGAUUGGGUGGUGCAUUUAGUUCAUAUAUACAGAGAAGGGAAUAGAUUCGCGGACUGGCUCUCGAAGCACAGUCUCGUCUAUACCUACGGUAUGUAUGAGCUAGAAACACCCCCGAAUGAGCUUUUCCCUAUCUUGCAGGAUGAUCACAGAGGCCUCACUUGUACUAGAAGUAUUGUAGCUUCUUCCUCCUCUGCUCCUUGGUAACCUCUCUCUCCCCUUUGUUUCUUCCUUCUUUGGCCUUGUGCCUCCUUAUAUGCCAAAAAAAAUCGAAAAGGGACAGAGUAAAUACCCAACUUCGGA